AUCUGAAGAAGUUCAGGCGAGAGCAGGUAGGGAGAAGAGAAGAAGCAGCGGUAGCUGGGGAUGGACUCCGCGGAGAGGUCCAGGAAGAGGGCGCAGAGAUGGAGCAAGCGCAAAGCCGUCGUCAUCCACCUCGCCGUCUGCUUCGUCGUCGGCGCCUUGGCGCCACUGGCCGCCACCGGCGGCCCGUUCAUCGGCGGCAUCCGCGCCUCGGUCCUUCCGUUUGGCGGUGUUCAGCGAGUGGCUCCGCCGUCGCCCCCUGCUGCCCCUGACAUCGGCCUCCUGCUGAUCGUCACCGUCACAAGGCCGGACGAGGACGGCAUGUCGCAGGAGGCGUCGGUGACGAGGCUCGGGCACACGCUGCGGCACGUCCCGCCACCCCUGGUAUGGAUCGUGGUUGGUGCCGAGAACAGGUCGGCGUCGACGGUCCAGGUGCUGCGCAGCACCGGCGUCAUGUUCCGGCAUCUCACAUACGCCACCAAUAUCACCACCGCCAACAACACCGGGAAUGCCAGUGACGAAGCGGACCUGCAGAAGAACGUGGCGCUGAGCCACAUCGAGCGGCACCGGCUGGCCGGGGUCGUCCACUUCGCUGCCGCCUCCGCCAUAUACGACCUCGAGUUCUUUGAAGAGCUCAGGCAGACUCGGGGCGUUGCAGCAUGGCCAACCGCAACUGUGUCAUCAGCAGACCAGACAGUAACACUACAAGGACCAACCUGCAACUCAUCACAGAUAACAGGCUGGUACUCCAAGGACUCGAGCACCAAUGCAACAGCAACACAUACAGCAGAUGCGGUUGCUGCACAAGAUACAGGCGCCAUCCGCAACAGCUCCAGUUUACCUCCUGAAAUAGGCAUAUCUGGACUUGGGUUCAGGAGCUCCAUACUGUGGGAAUCAGAAUGGUUCGCCGACAGCAACAGCUCUUCAGGAGGCGGCUCUCAGGACUACAUCCAGCUUGUACGACGAAUGGCGGUCGGCGACGAGGACGUGCGGAAGGGCAUCCCUUCUGACUGCUCCAAGUCACGGAUAAUGAUGUGGCACCUUGACAUGCCAAAGUACACUCCAGAAGUUAAAGAACAGGAGACUCCGCGGGAGCAAAGUCUAUUGGAGGAAGACGAAGAGGACUAUAUGACUUGA
This is a messenger RNA of Triticum dicoccoides, 1134 nucleotides long. RefSeq names its product probable glucuronosyltransferase Os01g0157700. Gene Ontology annotation, biological process: plant-type secondary cell wall biogenesis; glucuronoxylan biosynthetic process. Gene Ontology annotation, cellular component: Golgi membrane. Bases 61 to 1134 code for a protein of 357 amino acids. NCBI's taxonomy places the organism in Eukaryota, Viridiplantae, Streptophyta, Magnoliopsida, Poales, Poaceae. The transcript is spliced from 3 exons. The record is from RefSeq and is a predicted model, not a curated record. Gene Ontology annotation, molecular function: xylosyltransferase activity; galactosylgalactosylxylosylprotein 3-beta-glucuronosyltransferase activity.